AUGCACGUCCCCGUCCUACUGAAUUUGUCAAAGGUCUUGCUUCCUAAAUUUGGAUAGAGGCCAUCAAUCAUUUUUAAAAAGAUAAAAAUUACUCCGGUUGAUAAUCAAAACGAAUUAUUAGACGCACAACUUACUCUUACUUUUUAAACGACUUACCUGUGUCAUGCUUCAUUAACUCUUCUCUACGCGACGAAGCGUGUAAAUACCCAGUAAGUAAGGCACGGAUGGCGGUGGGCAGAAGAUAGGGUUGUUAGAUCACGAGACUGUCAUCAUGGGUAUGGAUCGUCUGCUGUUACUAAUAGCCUGUCUCUUGUUGCUAACCAGUUUUCCCGCCAAGUGUCUGAGGCUGGAAGGAACACUUUCUACCAAAGAGGACUGGGAAUUUUUAGCAAGAUUUUGUUUUCUGUCAAACAAAGGAUCGCUAAGAUUUGAGUUCGAAUACCCAGUGGAAUACAAGACACAGAAUGUAUUGCUGUACUUUGAUGAAGCUAGUCAGUGGGAAUCUGUAUAUAAAAAAUCUUUGUCGUGUGAUCAAAAAGUAGCAGUAUUAAAUCCUGCCAAUAACCAAAUUAUAGCACUCUCGACGCUUUAUACCUGGUCUGGGUGCAAAGAGGUCACAGAGAAUGGGGUCACCAAGGUCAAAUGCACUGGAGGUCGUACAUUCAGGUCGUCAAGGGAACGAUGGUGGUUCAUUGCCAUAAGUCGCUGUGACCCAGGAACAACAGGAACUACUGGUUUGAACCUAAAAUACUCACUACAUAUGACCAAUGCUAAAGAUGAUGAUAUUCUAAGACAUGAAUUCUCAGCUGAUGAAUUUUAUAUCCUGCCUAUUGAUAUCUCCUUUACCAUUAUGUAUGUCAUAGUUUUGGGUGUGUCCAUAUUGUUUGCACACUUGCUGAGACAGAGACAGUUGUUCCACACGACCUACAAGAUGUACAUGGUGUCUCUUGGCCUCUGGACCUUCAGUCUCAUGUUAUACAGCAUAGCGUACGGAAAGUACGCCAACACUGGAUACAAAGAGAGGGGAACAGAAUAUGCAGCGCGAGGAUUUGGGACCCUGAGUUACCUGACCUUUAUUCUACUGUUGAUUCUGAUGGCGAAGGGCUACACAAUCACUAGAGGAAAGCUGACAUCAGCCAGUACAAUAAAAAUCUCCGUCUUCUUUACCCUUUACUUUGUCACCUUUGUUAUCCUGUUUAUCUACGAGGCUUUGGUGUUUGACCCAGGUGAGGUUCUGUACCUGUAUGAGAGCCCCCCGGGGUACGGACUGAUCACCAUGCGACUCCUGGGCUGGGCCUGGUUCUGUUACUCUGUAUUCUUCACCCUCAAACAUUACAAGUCAAAAGCCAUGUUCUAUUACCCAUUCUUCAUCUUCUAUACUGUUUGGUUUUGGGCAAGUCCCAUUGUAGCUGUAAUAGCUCUAACAGUCAUGGAUCUCUGGGUCAGAGAAAAAACUGUUGUAGGGGUAGAAAAUCUUGUCGCAUUUUGUGGACACAUUUUCUUUUUGAUACUGACAAGGCCACAAGCUGCCAACAAGAACUUCCCUUACCAUGUCAGAACAACUCAGAUUGGCUCGCUAAUGGGUACAGGGGACAGUGAGCUGGACAGCUUCAGCUCUCACCCCUACGCCGAGGACCCCAACAGUAGGAGGACUUCCGUCGACUCUAAGGCCCCCGAUUUCUCCAGCCUCUUUAUAACCUCCAACUCCCGCAGUACAGACAGAUUGGUGCCUAACGAGAGCUACAGCGAAUUCCCAGACACCGCCAUCAGAGUGGAGAGCGGUGCUCCUCCCUCGUAUAAUAGUGUCAUGAAUUCCAGGCGACACAGUGAUAAUAUUGUACGUCGGCCCAGCGGAGCGGUGCUGCCACCUAUCAGACGUAAUACAAUGACCUCCACAUCCCUGGGGUCAGACAUGUCCUCUGAACCUUCCUCACCACACGGGACAGCGGCCCUUUUCACCAUCGGAGAAAAAUAAACAUAUUGUUUUCAUGCUACUAACACUUAUAAAUGUAUUAAUGAAAAGCUGUGUAAUUCAAAGAGGACACUGCUCUUUAGAAUGUUGAGUUACCUGAAAA
This is a messenger RNA of Saccostrea cuccullata (small rock oyster), 2075 nucleotides long. Its product is annotated as transmembrane protein 145-like. Lineage: Eukaryota; Metazoa; Mollusca; Bivalvia; Ostreida; Ostreidae. The transcript has 14 exons. The record is from RefSeq and is a predicted model, not a curated record. The coding region runs from base 272 to 1975 and encodes 567 amino acids. Gene Ontology annotation, biological process: G protein-coupled receptor signaling pathway; response to pheromone.